Cylicostephanus goldi is the source of this 285-nucleotide messenger RNA. The record is from the annotation of a GenBank genome assembly. Lineage: Eukaryota; Metazoa; Nematoda; Chromadorea; Rhabditida; Strongylidae.
AUGGAUGAAGAUAAUCUGUUUGGUGGUGAUCUGAGCGAUAGCAGUAGCGACGAGGAGACUGAAACGGAAAACUCAAACGCCCCACCUCAAACAUCUGUUUCUGUAAAGGAGGAACAAGGCACUGUCAAAGAAGAGAAAAAAGAUCCGUUGAGACCAAAAGUGAGCUUUUCACUAGCAGACGAUGAAGAAUCCAACGAUGGCAUAUCCAUCUUCAGCGGCUUGGGUGAUAGCGGGGCGCUGAAUUUACCUGUAAGCAAAGCUACGAAAAGAAAGGUUUGUUUGUGA